Molecule: messenger RNA, 1830 nt
Organism: Vicia faba (fava bean)
Lineage: Eukaryota; Viridiplantae; Streptophyta; Magnoliopsida; Fabales; Fabaceae
Source: the annotation of a GenBank genome assembly
AUGUCAUCUUCUUCUCCAUCCCCAAUAUCUGCUACAUUCUUCUUCUCUAAUCCAUCAUCAAUCCCUAGACCUCGAACUUCACCUUUUUCUGUACUAAACACAAGAGCUAUGACCAAAGACCUUUAUUUCAACCAUGAUGGUUCAACCACUAAGAAGCUUCUUGCAGGGGUGGAGUUAGCAGCAGAGCUCCUUGGUGUUACAUUGGGACCUAAAGGAAGAAAUGUUGUAUUGCAUAACAAGUAUGGCCCACCUAAGAUAGUAAAUGAUGGAGAAACUGUUCUCAAAGAGAUUGAAUUGGAAGAUCCAUUGGAAAACGUUGGAGUGAAGUUGGUGAGACAAGCUGGGGCAAAAACCAAUGAUUUAGCUGGUGAUGGCUCAACUACAUCUGUUAUUCUUGCUCAUGGCUUAAUCAAAGAAGGGGCAAAAGUUAUUGCCGCUGGAAUGAAUCCUGUCCAAAUUGUCCGUGGAAUUGAGAAGACAGCAAUAGCACUUGUUUCUGAACUUAGUUUGAUGUCUAGAGAAGUUGAAGAUCAUGAACUUAAAGAUGUUGCAGCAGUAAGCGCGGGGAACGAUUAUGUAGUCGGAAACAUGAUUUCUGAGGCUUUGCAACAAGUAGGAAGAAAAGGAGUAGUAACAAUUGAAAAAGGAAGGAGCAUUGACAAUACUCUAGAGAUUGUAGAAGGAAUGCAAUUUGAUCGCGGAUAUCUUUCUCCAUACUUGGUGACAAAUAGAAGAAAGAUGACGAUUGAACUUCACAACUGCAAGUUGCUAUUAGUUGACAAAAAGAUCAAAAAUCCGAAGGAGCUGCUUAACAUAUUGAAUAGUGCAGUAAAAGAGAAGUUUCCAAUUUUGAUAGUUGCAGAGGGAAUUGAGCAGGAUGCUCUUGCUCCAAUUAUUAAAAAUAAACUCAGAGGUGUGCUUAAGGUUGCUGCUAUUAAGGCUCCUGCAUUCGGUGCGCGCAAGAGUCACUAUUUAGAAGAUAUUGCCAUCUUGACAGGAGGUACUGUAAUAAGAGAAGAUAUGGGUUUCACUUUAGAAAAGGCUAGCAAGGAUAUGCUUGGUUCUGCUACCAAGGUGGUCAUAACAAAAGAUUCUACCUUAAUAGUCACAGACGGGAGUACUAGAACAGCUGUUGAGAAGAGGGUUUCUCAACUUAGGAGCCUUGUUGAGAAUACUGAAGAAAAUUUUCAAAAGAAGAUAUUGAACGAAAGGAUAGCAAGAUUAUCAGGGAGCAUUGCCAUUAUUCAGGUAGGUGCACAAACACAAGUUGAGUUGAAAGAUAAACAAUUAAGAAUAGAAGAUGCCUUAAAUGCAACCAAGGCAGCAAUUGAAGAAGGUGUAGUAGUUGGUGGUGGCUGCAGCCUUUUAAGGCUGUUCAAGAAGGUAGAUGGCAUAAAAAAUCUCUUGGACAAUGAAGAGCAAAAGAUUGGAGCUGAAAUCUUCAAAAGGGCUUUGAGCUACCCUACAAGAAUGAUAGCAAAAAAUGCCGGCGUAAAUGGCAAUGUUGUCAUAGAUAAGGUUUUAUCAAAUGAUAACAUGAAUUUCGGUUACAAUGCUGCUAGAGACUGUUAUGAGGAUCUCAUGAAGGCUAGAAUCAUGGAUCCAACAAAGGUAGUUAGGUGUUGUAUAGAGAAUGCAGCUUCUGUGGCCAAGACAUUUCUAACAUCAAAUGCUGUUGUGAUUGACCGCAUGGAAUUACAACCACCAUUACAUCGUAGAAGGCCCAUGCCCAUGCCUAGAAAUCCUAUGCCCAUCAUGCCUAGAAAGCCCAUGACGAACAUGCCUAGAAAGCCCAUGCCUAGUUCAGGUUUAGGACCAAUAGGCUUUUAA